AUGACGGCUGAAACUAAAGUGCGGUUCUUGAAGUGCAAAGCCGAAUCGGUGUACAAUAGCUUAAAGCGCAUGGAUAUUUCGCUAGCUAAAGACGCGAUUUGCCUGUUUGGGUCCGCGGAGUUGACAGUUCGGCUAGAACUUCUUGAGCAUACUCAAGCCUCAUUCAGGCUUGCCCACAAUGCGCUGGAGGAGCUAGACUAUUCGGAAAUCGGCAGUGAGCUUAGCGACAAUUUUGAAAUGCUCAUGGUAUCGGUCAAGUCACGGCUAAGACGGCAACUUGACAACUGUCAGCUUCGAAUGCCAACAUCUUCCACUAUGCACCUUGAUCCCAACCUGGAUCAGUCAACUGUCAUGGUUGAUCGAGGGCAUAGGACUCGCCUGCCCGAAGUAAAACUGCCUACAUUCUCUAGUGGAUACACCGAAUACUCAGAUUUCCUCUCCAUGUUUAUCUCGGUGAUAGAUAAGGACCCCUACUUGGCUGACAUAGAAAAGCUUCAACAUUUGCGGUCAUGCUUAGCUGGAGCUGCGCUGGAGUCGGCACACAUCAAUGAAAUUCUUGGGCUCAAGAGGCUCGAGUCUGCGUCUGCUGUGGCAUUGCGGGAUUUUUCGGACAAAAUUAUUGGGCAUAUGCGAGCGCUUCAGGCCUUGGGAGAUUUAAAACAAAUCUCAGGCUGCAUGGUUGUAUACAUGAUAGUGCAAAAAUUGGAUGCAGCAACCCAAGCCAACUGGGAGGAAAGUUUGUCAACGGAUAUGAUUCCAAGCGAGGAGGAUUUGCUCUCGUACCUUGAAGGGCGAUGCCAGAAACUGGAGAGCGUUCAGCAUGCCUUGGCUUCCAACAUGGCCCAUGACCAUUCAGCUCCAAGGCCUGCCAGAAGGACGUUACUUGGUGCCCAGGUCAGCCAGAGUAGCUGCGUUUUUUGUGAUACUCCUGGUCAUGGAAUAUACUCCUGUAGCUCCUUCGCCGGUCUGUCUCCUAGUCUACGGCAAAGGGAAAUAAAAAGACUUUCCUUGUGCUUCAAUUGCCUAAAGAAGGGGCACCACACUCGAACGUGCAACUCCGGCCAUUGCCGCACAUGCGGUGGAAAACACCACACGCUGCUCCAUCUACGCCCUGAUGAUUCACCACCCUCGCAGCCAUCUGCCUCGCUUGCGGCCCAAGGAUUUCAUUCUGAUGUUGUGCUUUUGGCCACCGCUAUAGUUCUUGUAAAGAACAGAGCUGGUUCCCCGGUACCUUGCCGAGUCCUACUGGAUUCUGGAUCUCAACUACACCUAAUUACAUCUCGCUUCGCCCAGGAGUUGCAGUUAAGGAAAUCUCGGUCAGCAGCAACGGUAACUGGUCUUGGUGAUACAGCUGUUUCUUCAGAAGGAUCUACAGUCAGCAUCUCCCUCCAGUCGCGUUCUUCUGAAUACUCUGUGGCUCUAACGGCACUGGUCGUGCCAACGAUUACAGACAGUCAGCCUAGUUACAUCAUUGAUAUCGCUGAUUGGAAUAUGCCAUCUAACAUACAGUUGGCUGACCCUGCAUUCAACUGUCCCCAGCGCGUUGACCUGCUUCUUGGUGCCGGCCUAUUUUAUGACCUGUUAUGCGUGGGCCAAAUUAAGCUGGUUCAUGGAUUGCCUCUACUGCAGAAGACUCGCCUUGGCUGGAUCGUGACUGGUGGUGGAGAUAGACUUCGCGGCAAUACAUCUCUUUUAGCAUCUCAAGGCUUGGAAAAUGGAGCUACACUACAUAAUGUCCGCUUGGAGGAUCUGGUUAGGCGAUUUUGGGAAGUCGAAAAUUUGGACAGUGGAGUCAUAAUGGCCAGCAAGGAAGAGCUGGAGUGUGAGGAUCAUUUUAUCAAAAACUUCCAUCGUCUUCCCUCUGGCGCUUACUCUGUUCGCCUGCCGUUGAAGCACCAUGCUAAAGCCCUUGGCGAUUCCUACACACAGGCACACCGAAGAUUUCUUAAUCUUGAACGCAAACUGCAAAGGAAUCCCCAUUUAAAGCGUCAAUAUGUGGCCUUUAUUAAGGAAUACUUGGAGCUAAACCACAUGUCCAGAGUCAGCCCCGAGGCUGUGGGUCUUUGCAAGUAUUUCCUGCCGCACCAUUGUGUUCUAAAGGAGGAUAGCACAACAACCAAGCUUCGCGUUGUUUUCGAUGGAUCGGCGUUAGCCUCAUCCGGGUCGUCUCUUAAUGAUGUCCUUAUGGCUGGGCCCGUUAUACAGCCAAGGCUGUUUAACAUUUUGAUAAAAUUUCGUACUUAUCAGGUGGCCCUGACUGGAGACAUUUGCAAGAUGUAUCGGUGCGUAAGGGUGAGUGAACCCGAUAACUACUUGCAAUGCAUUUUAUGGCGAGACGAACCGGACAAAGAGCUCGAAGUUUACAAACUGGAUACAGUGACCUACGGAACCAAGCCUGCCUCAUUCCUUUCUGUUCGUGCAAUGCACCAGCUGGCCAUUGAUGAGAGGGAUUCCUUCCCUGCUGGCUCAGUUGCUCUGCAACAAGAUUUCUAUGUCGAUGAUUUCAUCUCCGGUGGAAGCUCUGUUGCUGAGGCUAUUGAGAAAAUGCGACAGACCACUGAGAUACUUGCUCGAGGUGACUUCAAGUUACGAAAGUGGUGCACCAGCCACCACGAGGUCUUAAAGGAUGUGUCAGAUGAUGACAAGGAGAAGUAUUUGAAGUUCGACGAUGGCAGCGAUAUAACCAAAACUCUUGGUCUUGCAUGGGAUCCGGCAACAGACGAGCUGCUGUUCUCUUUAUCGUCUCUAGAUCCCGGCUCCAAGGCCUGCCGACGAUCUGUUCUGGCCACCGUUGCUCGUUUCUAUGACCCGCUAGGCCUUCUUGGUCCAGUAAUCACAAAGGCCAAGGUGUUUCUUCAACAACUCUGCAAGGACAAAUUGGAUUGGGAUGAAAGUUUGCCCUUAGAUCGUAACACCUGCUGGAUUGAAAUGUGCAUCAGUUUUCAGAGCGUUCAACGCAUAUCAUUCCCAAGAUUUUUGCUUCUUUCAGAAACUGAUGUUGAAAUUCAUGGUUUCUGCGAUGCCAGCGAGGAAGCUUACGGAGCUUGCAUAUAUGUGCUGUCUAGGGGCACUUCUCCAGCCAGCAGCCAUCUCUUAUGUUCCAAAUCCCGAGUAGCGCCUCUCAAAACGAUAUCUGUACCUAAGCUGGAGUUAUGUGGCGCCCUGCUACUAGCCAAGCUGAUGAAUGAAGUUAUGAAAAUGGAUAUGUUCAAUGGUCCUUUUCACUGCUGGUGUGAUUCCUCUGUGGCGCUAUCCUGGAUCGGUAAUGAGCCUUUCAAAUUCAACGUCUUCGUGGCAAACCGAGUGGCUUCUAUACAGGAAUUGACUACUAAUAUGGAAUGGCAUCAUAUUCCGACUACACUGAAUCCUGCCGACAUUUUGUCCAGGGGGUCUACUCCGGAUUUACUGGCGCUUUCUGAGAUCUGGUUUCAUGGCCCACCAUUUUUACUUGGUGGUCGCAAGGAUUGGCCUACGCGUCUGCAUUAUGGCGAUCCGAGCCUUGAGUUACGUAAACAGGUGCUGAUGGUCAAGUCACCUCACGUUGAUGUUACCCUUAGAUCCAUGCAGCGCGUGUUCGCAUACAUUUACAAAUUUUCUCAUCGCUUGUGGCAUCGUGGUCUCGAAAUAUCUGAUGUGCAACGUGGGACAUAUAUGCUCUGGCGAGGCGUCCAAUUGGCUCAUUUAUGGGAGGAUAUAAAGGAGCUUCGUUCAAAUAGCAUUGUUAAGAAAUCAAGUUCUAUUGCUUCGCUCUUGCCCUUCAUAGAUGCAUGUGGCCUUCUUCGAGUUGGUGGACGCCUCGAAAAUUCAACACUUGCGUAUGAGGCUCGCCAUCCCAUAAUAGUGCCACGUCGUCACCCACUCACCUUAGCGCUCAUCAUGCACUUCCAUAAGAUGAACCUGCAUGCAGGACCGCGCGCUCUGUUGGCAAGCAUCCGACUACAAUACUGGCCUAUUGGAGGACUGCGAACGGUCUCAAAUGUACUGAAAGGCUGUGUGGAGUGCUUCCGGGCCAGGCCCAAAUUUCUGGAACCAAUCAUGGCUAAUCUUCCGAAGGAACGUUUGGAGUGCGUACGGGCCUUUGCUGUUUCUGGCGUCGACUAUUGUGGACCUUUCCUUUACAAAUCAGAAGUUCGCACCAGGUCUCCCAUCAAGUGCUACGUAUGCGUGUUCAUCUGCUUUACAAGCAAGGCUGUGCACUUAGAGCUUGUCAAGGAUCUAACAACUGCGUCGUUUUUAAGUGCUUUGAAAAGAUUCAUUUCUACACGUGGAAAGCCUAGUCAAAUUUGGUCGGACAAUGCUACCAACUUUGUAGGAGCAAAAAAUGAGUUGGCGGAUUUGAAGCGGCUGCUGCUUAGCGAUUCUCAUAUGCAGUCUGUUCAUCAAGCUUGCUUGGCUGAGGGAAUCGACUGGCAAUUUAUUCCGCCUCGCUCACCACACUUUGGCGGAUUGUGGGAGGCAGCAGUCAAGACGGCCAAACACCAUUUCUACCGCUCUGUUGGCCGCCAAACGCUUAGUUUUGAUGAGCUUCGCACUUUGGUUUGUCAGAUUGCGUCAAUCAUUAAUUCUCGCCCCUUGCUAUCCAUUUCAGAGAAUCCAGAUGAUCUUGAUGUUUUGACUCCUGCCCACCUACUUUUUGGUGGCCCUUCCACUACUAUCAUUGAGCCCGAUCUAACCAAGCUUAACUAUAACCGCUUGGAUGGUUGGCAGCGUGUAACAUAUCUGCAGCAACUAUUCUGGUCCCGAUGGCAGAAGGAGUAUCUUACCCUUCUGCAACAACGCACCAAAUGGCGGUCUCCUGAACGAAUGCUGAAGGUCAACGACGUAGUUUUGAUAAAGGAUGAAAAUCUACCUCCCAUGCGGUGGCCCUUAGCUAGGGUGACCGCACUUAUUCCUGGACGAGAUGGUGUUUGCCGAGUUGCUGAUCUGAAAACGUCCACGUGUGACAUCAGGAGAGCUGUUAAUAAGUUGUGCCUGCUGCCCACCAAUGAUGAAGUUGAAAGACAGGCUUCCAACGGGGGGACCUCGCACAAAGUCCACUCGAAUGGACUUGAAGUCGAGGCGGUACGCGAAAGUCGAGGAACGCGAAGAAAGGAUCUGGAUGUCGAGGAUAUCGAGGAUGUCGAGGAUUUCGAGGAUACUCCGCGCACGUUAUGUAGUGCCGCGAUAGCAAACCGCAACUGA
This is a messenger RNA of Drosophila rhopaloa, 5181 nucleotides long. RefSeq lists its product as uncharacterized. Gene Ontology annotation, biological process: DNA integration. Gene Ontology annotation, molecular function: nucleic acid binding; zinc ion binding. Lineage: Eukaryota; Metazoa; Arthropoda; Insecta; Diptera; Drosophilidae. The coding region runs from base 1 to 5181 and encodes 1726 amino acids. The record is from RefSeq and is a predicted model, not a curated record. The transcript has 3 exons.